Molecule: messenger RNA, 1640 nt
Organism: Neoarius graeffei (lesser salmon catfish)
Lineage: Eukaryota; Metazoa; Chordata; Actinopteri; Siluriformes; Ariidae
Gene: hmces
Product: 5-hydroxymethylcytosine binding, ES cell specific
Exons: 8
Coding region: 195-1256 (353 amino acids)
Biological process (GO): DNA damage response
Molecular function (GO): single-stranded DNA binding
Source: RefSeq, a predicted model, not a curated record
UAACACCAUGUCAGUCUCUGCUGGGCUGAAAAUGAACCUCUUCACAUCACGUGGGUUUACACGUCACUGGGUGUAAAAGAGCGGCUGAUCGACUGUGCACAGAUAUACAGCAUUUGCGUGUUGAGCGCGCGCACUUCAGCAGCCGGAUCCUCUAGCUGCGCGUGCGCAAACUUGACCCUCGGUCUACUGAGAUCAUGUGUGGAAGGACAGCCUGCACUCUUGCUCCUGAUGAGGUCAGGCGUGCUUCUCGGUACCGAGACCGGUCCGGACAGCAGAGAUGGCCUCAGUGGAGGGACGGCGAUGCCGAUAAAUACCGACCCUCUUACAACAAGAGCCCUCAGUCCUUCAGUCCGGUUCUGCUCUCCAACAGACACUUUAAUCAGGGAGCCGCAGUGGAUGAUUGCGUGCUGGCGACGAUGCGGUGGGGUCUGGUGCCGGCGUGGUUCAAGGAGAACGACCCGAGCAAGAUGCAGUACAGCACCUCUAACUGUCGCAGCGAGAGCUUGCUGGAGAAGAAAUCUUAUAAGGACCCUCUGUUGAAGGGGCAGCGUUGUGUCAUUCUCGCCGACGGCUUCUACGAGUGGAGGAGGCAGCAGAAAGGCAAGCAGCCUUUCUUUAUCUAUUUCCCCCAGAGCCAGGCAGAUCAGCAGGACAAGGAGGAGAGAAAGCUGAAAAGUGAUGAACCAUGUGAAGGGGAUGCUGAAGAGGGCAGUGAGUGGGCAGGUUGGCGUCUGCUCACCAUGGCGGGGCUAUUUGACUGUUGGACUCCUCCUGGUGGUGGGGAGGUUCUGUACACCUACACCGUGAUCACUGUGAACGCCUCACCAAACCUGCAGAGCAUCCAUGACAGGAUGCCGGCCAUUCUGGAGGGAGAAGAGGAGGUGAGGCGAUGGCUGGAUUUUGGGGAGGUGCGCUCACUGGAAGCUCUGAAGUUGCUUCAGUCUAAAUCCUGCCUGACCUUUCACCCCGUCUCUUCAUUCGUCAACAACUCGCGCAACAACUCCCCCGAGUGCCUGCAGCCGCUGGACCCUGCCGCCAAGAAGGCUCCUCCUCAGGCUUCAGCCAGCAGUAAGAUGAUGAUGAGCUGGCUGCAAAGUGGCUCGCCCAGCAAGAGGACAGCAGCCGAUGAUGCCGAACCUCAAGAAAUGGAAGAAAAGCCUCUCUCCGGGCAGCAGAAGUCCAAAGCUGUCGGGCCGCUACAGCAGUGGCUGUUGGGAAGCGAGGCCAGGAAGAGACCAAAAACAGAAAGCUCCUGACCUUUAAUACUGUUAGUUAGGUUCACAGCACUGAAUGCAACAGUAAUUCUUUAGAAAUGAACAAAUGCUCUGAUCACAUUUUUUUGUUUCCUCCAACACAAGUAUUUUAAAUCUUGCACUUUCACAAAACACACACCCUGCAGUGUAUCUUCUGUUUUGCAUGAGUUUCACACCAAUUUCCUGAGUUUGUUUGCAGUAUUCAAAAAGUAGAGGGAGAAAGAGACCAGGCAGUUAAAAUCUACUGCACGUGUUGUAUGAUUCUGUGUAAUGACAGUUGUAUCUAAAAUGUUUACCUUCACCAAAAAUGCUAAGGAAAAACUGUAGACCCAAGAUUACACCUGUCAACACUCCUCAUUAAGCUUAAAUAAAGCACAGUGCAAAAGA